Drosophila navojoa is the source of this 610-nucleotide messenger RNA. RefSeq lists its product as uncharacterized. Lineage: Eukaryota; Metazoa; Arthropoda; Insecta; Diptera; Drosophilidae. The record is from RefSeq and is a predicted model, not a curated record.
UUUUCACCCUGGAAUCGAAAUUUAGAUGUCAACGGCGUAACUAAAGAUCAGCAUGGGCCGCAAGUCUGAUCCUGGUCAGAGUCGAGUACUCGACGAAAAUUUCGAGUGUCUGAUGCGUGUGGCUAAUUGCAUUGGCGAGGACUUGGCGAGACCGAAGGAUCGCGAGAUUUGCUUUCAAACCCUUGAGGAUCUGUCCAAAUUCAAUAGAAGUACCUCGAACGUCACCAAGCGUCAUGUGCGCAAAUUUCUCGCUUUCUAUUUGCAGGUGCUGCGCUGGACCCAGGUCCAUCAGCCGCUGGGACUAUACGAGAAAUGGUACAACACACAGUCGAAAUCGGAUAAGGGCAACCAGGAGUCGGACGAAAUGCAUGUCUGGCUAGAGCACGGGGUUUCCUACCUGGCCAUGAAGCACUUUGACGAUGGCUCCACCAUUGUCUACUCAGCAGUCGCCAGGAACCCGGACAACGGCUGGGCAGAAGGCGGACUCAAGACAUUAGUCUCUGGGGGAAACACCGCAGAGACGUCAACUACAGAAGUUAGAUAACUGUAUAUACAUUUAGUUUCGGCACUCUGAAUCUGACUGAUAAAUAUAAAACAAAAAUACAAACCU